AUGCAGCUUCUGCUGCUAGCAACCUGGUUAUGGAUACCGGGAAUUCAGAUGAUAACCCAUUGGAAAAGGGAUGACGAUGGGGUGAUGCGAUCUCUGAGGUAUUCACCAUUUAUGAUGAGCGAUCCGGGAAAUUUGGUGAAAUUUAUUGAACAAACCAAGUUGGUCGAUACAACAGUGAUUGCCAUCAAGGAGCUCAAUGAGAAAGUGGACGACUUGCAUACCACGCUAAGUGGUGAUGAUCCGAAGCUGGAGCACAAGAUUUACCGAACAAAUCCCGACUGCGUACUGGCGAAAGGCUCGCCUCUCCCGACCUCAAGCUAUUUGACAAAUUAUGCCGUCGAGCAAACGCGGGAAUAUGUUGCUCAGGCUCGACAGGACCUUCUGGCGGAAAUGUCCCGCACCCCCGCUGCAACAACUGAGCAGCCAAAAUGUAGAACCACGCAGACACGUGAAGCCUAUGAGUUUCUCCAAGCAUUACCGCUUUUCCGGGACCCAUCACAGCUGACCUUAAAGCAUGCUCCGGAUAUGGUCAAGGCAUCGCUUCCGCUUUGGGAAACGAUUGAGCUGCUACCUGGCGAGACACGUACUGAAGCGUUGGGAAGAUGGCUGGUCGCCGCUUUGGCAGACCCGAAUGAGAAAAUCCGUGGUCACCCAGUGGUCCUACUUGGAGCGUCCACAUACUGGCGUAUCUUGGGGAAUGCCGAAGAAGCUGUCAUUUGUGCACAGUCGGCGUUAUAUCAAGCAUCGAUUAGUUAUCCAACCUUCGAACCCUAUGCCCUCUUUACCCUUGGUAACAUCUACCAUAUGACCAGACAUUCCGAGGAGGCCAUGCUUUUAUAUCAGCUGAUUUUAACCGACGAAAGAUACGAAAACCAUAAAUCCCUACGUGCAUUGGCGUAUGCUGCCCUUGGCGAUGGAUAUGCUGUUGCGGAAAAUAUCUCCAAAGCUGCCUUCCACUUUAAAAUCGCUCGAGAAAUCGCAUCGGCUGAUGAGACGCAGAUGGAUAAGGACCAAUGGAACGAAAAGAUUGGAACAAUCGGCUGCCUGGCGACGAUGUAUACUAAAUUGGAGGGCCAAAUGAACUCGUUGGACGGUUAUAUCCAGAAUAGUGGGGCCUACGAGGAGAAGCGUGUCGAGAUAGAGGAGAUGCAGAAAGUGGUGCGUCUAAAUCUAAUGACGGAGGAUGUUGUCCAGCAAAGUCAUAUGCGCUACGAACAAAUGAAAUACGGCCCGACGCCCACCCGUAGAUGCGUGGUGGUGCACGUAGGAAAGCGUCGCUUGGAGCAGAUCCAUUGUUAUUUGUCGUCAACCGUGAAAGAAUAUGAGAAAAUGAUCGCCCGCCUUGAACCCGAGGAGCUGCGUGCAUCGCCACAGAACGAUACGCUCGAGUGGAAGACAGCGCCCGUUUGGCGGCGGGAGCGUGCUUUUGAUCAGAAGUUGGCUCAGUUUGUCGGGAUGAGAAUGGAUGAGCCACCAGUUGCCCCGAAAUAUCCCCUCGAUAAAGAAAAGCUCCGUAAUCUGGCCCCAGAACGCUAUUGGCGGCGUGCCGAUUGGCCGAAUAGCCACGAAUGCGCAAAGGGAAUGCUUUGGGAUGAGGAAUUGUUUGGAAACAAUUCGAUCUACCCCUAUUUCAUCUCCCCUGAUAACAAGGGAUUUAUCGUGGCUGACCUGCUAACAAAAUAUCUUGGAUUGGAGAUUGCCGAUGAACAUCCAUUACCGUGGGAUGAGCCAGAUUGCGGUCGCUAUAAUCAACAUCGAACACUGAUGGCCACGGAAUUUAAAAUACCCCCGGAAGUGUGGACGAGCAAAUUUGAUUAUAAUGAACGCGAUCUUAGAUCCACUUUUGUCCGAUUGGCCGACAAAAGACUCGAAUUAAUGGAUGUGGCCCAGCGAGUUCGAUCUCUAAUUGAAAACAAUAUUGGCCCAAAAUGGAUAUCCCUGAAUCUGGCCACUUUGUACUAUCGAGUUAUCGGGAAAGCCGAGGAAGCGGCGCGUUGUGCUAUUGUAGCGGCGAUGGAAGGGCCGGAAUACGCCGACGUUGCAUUCACGCAAUUGGCGCAGAUUCUAUUUCGGGUAACCGGAAAUGCCGAUUAUUCCAUCGACAUCAUGCGGGUUAUUGCUAAUUAUGGGGCGGAUGAGCCACUAUAUCACUAUUUAAUGGCCCGAUUUCAUAUUAUUGCAUAUCGGGUGGAUGAAGGAAUUGCCCAUUUAAAAGAAGCUCUCGAUCGUGAUCCCUCUCUUACUGUAGCUCACGAUGAUUUGUUACAACUUGUCUGCAAAGGAAAAAGCUCAAAAGUUGGGGUUCGUGAUAUGUUCCCAAAUGUGUGUUGCUCGUCGCUGGUGCAAAAUGCCGUUUGUAUACGGCCACCAAGAGCCCCGGAACAAUGCUACGUAGUAGGGGAGGAGACUGGGAAAUUGAUCUACGCACGAUGCAAUGGAUUAUAUACGGGCCUCUCUGAGAAAACACAUCCGCUCGUCAACCUAGUAUCUCCAUUUUUGCGGGUAUUCCCGAAAGGGUCUCGUCACGAUCUUAUAAGAUAUCAUGUUGAUGAGGGAAUUGUACAGCAUAUUGAGCAUGAUGAGUUACCGUUAGACCACGGUGGCUCGGCUGAAUUCUUCGUGAAGCAUGAUAGGUGGUGGGAACGGGCUACACACACCGUUCGUUGGAAGCAACCGGAGCCGGAAGAAAUAAGUGAUUGGUCUGAAACAAUCGAUUAUCAACAACCACAAAUUCCGCCGCGCCCACUUUCAUUCUUGUGGAUUAAUGAUAAGAAGGAGAUGCUGCGGUAUGAUAUUCGUCUACCAGAGGUACUGCCGAGACCAUUGCCAACCCAAGUCCAAGCUGGCCUCCAAAUCUUCCCUCCCCCAAGAACUGCCACUCAAAUGUGCAGUGGCGUCAAGAAACUCUCAAUCCUGCUUGAAACACCCGUCCCGACUUGGGUUUCUGUCACCGCCAAGGGAGAAGACCUCGAAAAAUACAUCGACAUUCGGGCUCCAGUCCCUUCAGUAGCCGGUCUCGUGCCGGAAUGCCCGGAAUUGAAGCCAAGCCAGCAUUCCCCGCUUCUCACCCUCGAUCAUCUGCCCAUUCAGCCAUUGGCCGAUCAGUUCCUUUUCUACAAGCCCGAAAAGGGUCUCACGGAGUCGCUCAAGUCGCUGGGGAACGAUCGGGAAAGUAUCGAGCACGUUGCCGCCCGUCUCCAUCAUGCCCUCAAAUUCUCACAGGCAAAUCCGGGGAUGAAUGGAAAAGAAAGUGACGUCCACUGGUUGUUAACGGUAGUAUCCUCGUUAUACUGGAGGGUGGUUGGCGAUGCACCGAAAGCUAUUGGUUGUCUACGGUAUUCACUCAAUCAUUGCCCGCCACAUAUGCGGGAUGUCGCGCUGGUUGCCCUAUCCAACGUCUGCCACCAAGCCGGCUUGCUGCAUUCGGCGCUCGUCACCGCUGGUAUGGCCCUCGAGCAAUCCCCUCAUCUUGCCGCUAUUCACGUUACUGUGGCCAACAUUUAUGCAAGCAUUGGCGACUACGAGCGUGCUCUCCAGUUCUACUACUCCACUCUCAGCUUGCAAAACAACUUUGAGCCGGCAAAAGAUCGUAUUCGGGCCAUUUACUGUCAUUCUGGGCAGACAUUUAAUUUCCAUAAU
Messenger RNA from Mesorhabditis spiculigera, 3639 nucleotides. NCBI's taxonomy places the organism in Eukaryota, Metazoa, Nematoda, Chromadorea, Rhabditida, Rhabditidae. The record is from the annotation of a GenBank genome assembly.